Bursaphelenchus okinawaensis is the source of this 324-nucleotide messenger RNA. The record is from the annotation of a GenBank genome assembly. NCBI's taxonomy places the organism in Eukaryota, Metazoa, Nematoda, Chromadorea, Rhabditida, Aphelenchoididae.
AUGGGGAUCGUAUUUAUAGAGUUCGGGACGAGAACCCAGUUUAAUGGCCGGUUUACGAGUCGGGCCAAGAUGAUCAGGUGCAGAAAGGGUCAAAAUGGAGGUGAAACAACUGCCAAUAGUAAGCGACAUCACCACAGAGACUUGAGGGCUCUCCUCCUUCCCGUCUCUCUCUUCGAACAACUCUGGGGACAGGGGAAAGACGGAGGAGAAAGCGCCGCACGAGGACACGACCCACAAGCCCUCCGGUCCAACGACCUCGUUUUCACACUCUGGCCACGCUUCCCCCUCGGGCGGGGUUGCGCCGUGGCUGAGGAUGAGUUUUGA